AUGAGGUCGCGCCAGCCUUUGGAGACGCACUUGGAUCGGUGGAGCUCAUUGAUGGAGAGGCGGGAGAGGAUCUCCACCAGGAGAUCGUCGGGGAGGCCAGCCACCGCGGUCUUCUUCGGGCGCUCCAUGCCGCUGCGAAUGGAGAAGCAAACAGGGGGUGAGGGUGAUGAGGGCCGCGAGGAGACGAGCGAGCGCGCCGCUGGAAUGGAGGUGGACCGGAGCGUACCGGCGCCAGGCGCCAGAGAAGUCUAUAUGGCCAUUGGUGCCCAACGAUCUGGGUGGUGUGAAAGACGAUAUAUGCAAUCUUCCAACUUGCAUGGUGAAGCUGCACAUACGAAGAUCUCGUUACCAAUACGGUUUCAGAAAGUGAAACUGCAGAAUGCACAGAUGCUUGGAACAUCACAAUCCAGAAUCACAGCGCGCAGGCUAUCAGACCCUAUCCAGAUGCUGUAG
This is a messenger RNA of Miscanthus lutarioriparius, 453 nucleotides long. The record is from the annotation of a GenBank genome assembly. NCBI's taxonomy places the organism in Eukaryota, Viridiplantae, Streptophyta, Magnoliopsida, Poales, Poaceae.